GCACACACCCAGGAGGGAGAAUGAUAUGUAGAUGUAUUAGUGCUCCCUCUGCUGAAGCUACUUCCGGGAGUACCAAGAUGGCCGAAACAGGAAGUGAUCAUCAAACAGUGCUGCUGACUGAUACAUUGUAUCAGGGAAGUGUGUGAGGUGAGACGGGGUACGUUGUAUGUGCGGUCUGUUGUGUGAAGGGCAGGUGUAAGCAUUAUCAAUGGCUUCCCGCGCAGGACCCCGGGCAGCUGGAACGGACGGAAGUGAUUUUCAGCAUCGAGAAAGGGUGGCCAAUCACUACCAAAUGAGUGUCUCUCUGAAGAAUGAAAUUAAGAAACUGAUCUACGCCCAUGUAAUAAUCUGGGUGCUGCUGGCUGCCCAGAUGUGUGUGGCCCACCUUAAGCUGGUCUCCCAUGAUUUGGUGGCCAUGCCGUACCAGUGGGAGUACCCGUACCUGCUGAGCAUCGUCCCUUCUCUUUUUGGAUUGUUCUCCUUCCCCCGUAACAACAUCAGCUACCUGGUGAUCUCCAUGAUCAGCUCCGGUCUCUUCUCCAUCGCCCCCCUGAUCUACGGCAGCAUGGAAAUGUUCCCCAUGGCUCAGCAGUUAUACCGCCACGGCAAGGCUUACCGCUUUAUCUUCGGCUUCUCCGCCGUCUCCGUCAUGUACUUGGUUAUGGUCCUGGCCGUGCAGGUUCACGGAUGGCAGCUUUACUACAGCAAGAAACUGCUGGACUCUUGGUUCAGCAGCACUCAGGAGAAGAAGAAGAAAUAAGCAGGGGUCUGGAAGGGACAAUAGAGAGAUGAAUCUGCCCAGGUGCAUGGUGUAACUCGUACAUGUAAGAAGAUGACAGCUCCAGACUGCCGAUAUCAUGAGGACGAGUCCCAGGGCAAAAAACCAUGAUUCCCCAAACUUGGUUUUGGUUUAUUUAUAGGUGCAUUCACCACAGAUCAGGCUUGAUGGGUCCAUCCUAUUAGAAGUCAAUACUUUUGUUCUUGUGUCUCCACCAGUCCGUGAUUUCAUUUACUGUUUAAAAGAAAUGUCCAUGUGAAUAUAAUUGAAUGCCUUGUAUGAAAUAAGAACGUUUAAACUUUC
Molecule: messenger RNA, 1081 nt
Organism: Pseudophryne corroboree (corroboree frog)
Lineage: Eukaryota; Metazoa; Chordata; Amphibia; Anura; Myobatrachidae
Gene: JAGN1
Product: jagunal homolog 1
Exons: 3
Coding region: 209-760 (183 amino acids)
Biological process (GO): endoplasmic reticulum organization; granulocyte colony-stimulating factor signaling pathway; vesicle-mediated transport
Cellular component (GO): endoplasmic reticulum membrane
Source: RefSeq, a predicted model, not a curated record